Messenger RNA from Mobula hypostoma (lesser devil ray), 4834 nucleotides. Its product is annotated as nucleolar transcription factor 1-like. The record is from RefSeq and is a predicted model, not a curated record. The coding region runs from base 166 to 2733 and encodes 855 amino acids. The transcript has 21 exons. Lineage: Eukaryota; Metazoa; Chordata; Chondrichthyes; Myliobatiformes; Myliobatidae.
UUGGCCACGCUCUGGUGCGGGUCCACCGGGUGUGAGGUUGAUCGGCCACCCUGGGGUGCGGGUCCCGGGGUGGGCCACGUCACGUUUAAAGUGUCCCCUGGGGAGCAGAGACAGUGCUGAACGCCGGACAGCACCCUACCGACCAACACGGAGCCAACAGGCCGAAUGGCCUCGAUAGCUGAGCGACCGGCUCCACGGGGCGGUCAUUCGGUGCCAGAAGAAGGCCAAGCUGGAGCCCGGGGCUCGGACACGCUCCCGUGGCAGCAGCGUCGGCCCCGGGUGGGGCGCCGGGAGCGGGCGCGGGCGCGAGCGCGACGGCGCCUCUUCAGCCACGCUCGCUGUGUGAGGCCCGGACGCGGCCGCCGGUCAUUUCCUCGCCGCUCUGAGGAGAGCAGAACUGGGACAGUAAUGGCCACCGUAAAUGGGACAUCAACAGUUUCCUCCUCCGUUCAGCCCAUCACCAUCAAGGAAGAGCCUGAUUUAUGGAGUAAAGAUGACCUGCUGUGGUUAUUGGAUCGAAUAAAAGGCCUCAUCCCCGAGGGAGACUGCAUGAAGUACAAGACCACUGAGUCUCACUUCAACUGGGAGAAAGUCGCAUUUGGACCCUUCACAGCAGAAAUGUGCCGUUUGAAAUGGCUGAAACUGGCCUGUGAGAUCAGAAAAUAUCGCACGCUGAGCGAACUGCUGGAUGAUGCAGAGGAGCUGGUGAAAAAUCCAUAUAAGGGCAAGAAGCUGAAGACUCAUCCUGAUUUUCCCAAGAAGCCACUGACUCCAUACUUCCGAUUCUUCAUGGAGAAAAGAGCCAAAUAUGCCAAGAUUCACCCAGAAAUGAGUAACCUGGACUUGACAAAAAUCCUCUCCAAGAAAUACAAGGAGUUGCCAGAGAAGAAAAAGCUCAAGUACAUUCAGGAUUUCCAGCAGGAGAAGGGGCAUUUUGGGCAGGCAAUGGCCAAAUUCAGAGAUGAACACCCUGAUCUUCUUGCUGAACGCAAAAAGUCAGAUAUUCCAGAAAAGCCAAAAACGCCACAGCAGCUGUGGUAUAAUCAUGAGAAGAAGGCUUUCCUUAAAGUCCAUCCUGAGGUAAGUCCAAAGGAGCUGAAGGACGCCUUGCGCAGGCAGUGGUCUCAGCUGGCCGACAAGAAACGUCUCAAGUGGAUCAGUAAAGCCCUGGAGUUGCAGAAAGAAUACGAGGCUGCAAUGAGGGCUUACAUUGAGGCUCACCCUGAUCUCACCUUCGAGGAACCCACCAAGUCUGUUCUCACCAAAGCUGAGCGACAGUUGAAGGAUAAAUUUGAUGGACGGCCGACGAAGCCACCACCGAAUGGCUACUCUUUAUACUGUGCAGAACUGAUGGUUAACAUGAAAGAUGUCCCCAGCACUGAACGUAUGGUGCUGUGCAGCAAGCAGUGGAAAGUUAUGUCACAAAAGGAGAAGGACAUGUACCAGAAACGGUGUGAGCAGAAGAAGAAACAGUAUGAAUUGGAGAUGCAGAGGUUUCUUGAGAGCUUGCCAGACGAAGAACGGGAAAGAGUGCUGUUGGAGGAGAAGAUUGGGGGAAACAAAGUCACAAACAAUGUUACAGCAAGUGCACAAAAUAAUGGCUCCCAGCGGCCAAAACCCAGCACUCCAAGCUUGCCAGCAUCACCAACCAGCAAGAGUAUCCCUGACCGGCCACUGCAGCCCAUUUCUGCCAUGUUCCUUUUCUUCCAGGAGAAACGGAAGAAGAACCCCAAUCUGACAGAAAGUGAACUAACCCGCCAGUUGGCCAGGAUGUGGAACGAACUAUCAGAGAAGAGGAGGGAGAAGUACAAAAGGAUGGAAAGGGCCCUGAAAGCAGAACACGAGCAGAAAAUGCAGAAUUUCCUAAAAGAGACGAAGGAUGCCGGGGUCUCACGGAAAGCUCCGCUGCCCGAAUCCCCCAAGACAGCUGAGGAGUUAUGGGGGCAAGCGGUGCUUAGAGAUUACCUCAUCAAGUACCAGAAUGAUCGCAAGAAGGUGCAGUCAGCGAUGAAGGCAGCCUGGAAGGCCAUGGAGAAGGAGGAGAAGAUUCCUUGGAUUAAGAAGGCAGCAGAUGACCAGAGGAGAUAUGAGAGGGAACUGUCAGAGAGUCGGUGUACAACAGGCACAGCUCCACCAAGCAAGAAGCUGAAGUUUGAUGGGGAACCGAAGAAGCCACCGAUGAGUGGUUACCAGAUGUUCUCCCAAGAGCUGCUGACGAGUGGCGAGCUGAGCCACUUUGGGCUCAAGGAGAGGAUGGUGGAAAUUGGACGCAGGUGGCAAAAGCUCAGCCAGACCCAAAAGGAUGUGUACAAGAAGCACGUGGAGCAGCAGCAGCAGGAGUACAAGGCGGAGCUGGAGGUCUGGCUCAAGUCACUCUCCCCACAAGAGAGGGCUCUGUACGUGGAGUACACCGCCACGAAGCGCAAGGGGUCGGGUAAGGUCGGGGGUCCCUCAGCCAAAGCCAGAGCCAUGGGCCACGUCAGCUCGGAAUCAUCAGAGGAUGAUGAUGAUGAUGGUGAGGAGGACGACGAGGAUCCUGACAGGAGUGACUCUUCUGAUUCCGAUGAGGAUGGAGUUGAUUCAUCGGGAACUUCUGACAGUGGAUCCAACAGCGAUGAUGCGAAUGAGGAGGAGGAGGAUGACGACGACCAGUCUGAGGCUAGCUCUUCUGCCUCGUCAUCGUCCUCUUCCUCUUCCUCGGAUGAUGAGGGCUCUGACUCUGAUUCCGACUGAUACCUGUUUCGGAGGGUCGGUGCAAUAGUUGGUGAGCGCAGCACUGGACUCGUUACUGUGGCAGACGUGGAUUGGGCUCUGGAUAUUUGAGAAGCUCCUGUCAUGCCUCCCAAUGUCACCAGGACCUCAGCUCUCUGGACGUCUGUGUCACAGCCUGUGGUCUGGGUAUGACCUACUGUAAACAUACUGGUUUCUCCUUGUGACUGGCAGCUCCUCGACCAUGGAUAUUUACAGUUCUUUUAAUGUUUUACUCUACUGCCAUUGUUUGGAUCAUAAAUCCUGUCUGCAGUGCUGGGUGAGGACCUCAAGCCCUGAGCCAUAUGGAUCAGUAACACCUUGAUCAAGUGUGACGUUAACCCAGAUGCCCGGUCCUCUACUCCAGAUCUGUCCGGCAUGUCAUUUCACUGCCUGAGGAUUCAGUUCCUUGAGUUUGACCGCACUGCAGUUGUUGCUGGGGGUGAUUUUCAGGGGGAGGGACAGAUGAGUUUGGAUUCCCCAGUGGAAUUGAACUUGGAAAUUUGAGGCUGAUCGUUGCUUUAUCUGCUCCUGGGUGAAGUUAUUUCGGCACAGAGCAACUUCAGUAAUGGGACCAACGAGGGUUGUACUGUAGAUGAACGUUCAGCAUAAUAUUUCUUUGUUUAAUGUUGUUGCCUGAGGAUUCUGCUGACUGAACUGCCCUCAAGAUAUUUAAUGGGUAGGCUUUGGUUUGGAGAGUUCCAGCUUGUCUUCAAUUCCUCGCAGUAGGUUUUGCCUACAGGGUUGCGGUUUAGUUCCAUGUUUAUAAGAGGUAGGUGUGGCAGAUGAGCCCAGCCUUCAUCACCCAGCCCUGUUUGGUCCUGAGGGAAUGGGAGUAAGUUGGGUUCUGGAGCCCAUGUUGCCUAUGUUUGUAUUGUGCUGUUCAGACCCAGAGAUGGUGUGGGAUCGGAAGUGAGGGUUCCAGCAGGAGGUGGGUUUGGAGGGUAUUGCUGCAGUAUCCUCAUCUGGAAACUGUGGUAUAAAAUGGAGGGAGGAGUGACAGGGUGGCCAAUAACUAGUUGCUCUGUAUUGGACAGUGACAAAGCUUGAGUGAAACAUGCUGUCACCCAGGCAAGUGGAGAGUGUUCCAUCACACUCCUGACCUGUGGAUGCUCGACAUGUCUGGGGGUGACAUGAGCAGAGGUGAGUGGGGUAGGUAUAGGAGAUGAAAUGAGAGUUGGUGGGGGGGGGGUACUGCUUGACUGGACAAUGUUGGGGCAGAUUCUAGGGACAGGAGGGGAAUGGGUAGAAGCAGAAAGCACCCCAGGGAAUGGGGUCGAUUUUAUGUUUCCCUCUUGUAAAAAAUCAUGAUCAACUUAGCCAGAUGGUGUAGCAAAGGUUCGGUGGGCAGGAGAGACUUCAAUUACUGGCAUUAAAUGACUUUUAAUAUGUUUAGUUACAAAUCUGUAUCAUUUACUUUUAUGUAAAGGACCAGGUGGUCUUCCCAACUUUAGACACUCCAUGCUGGACCACAGGCUGUAAACUUUGUUCACAUCUUGUGUUUGAAAGUUUGACUGUGUUGCUGUGAUUUUUUUGCGGCAGUUUUAUGUAGAAAGUUGCUUAAUGUAAUUCCAAAGCUGCUUGGGGAGCAGAUCCUGGGGCCAAGCAGUACUGUGGAAAUCCUGUAAUUCGUCCAGUGGGACAUUGUGGAAAACAGGUUUAAAAUGGAGUUGCGAACUAUCAGUGCUUCUAUUGAAAUGACAAGAUCCUACAUGGUUUCUGAUGCUAACCAAGGCAGCUGGCAACUUCACAAUAAACCUCAGUUGAAAACUAAUGUUGUGUGCCUCCUGUUAAACAUACUUUAACAUAAAAACCAGCACCAGCCAAUACUCCUGGCAGUGCAGAAGCUAAAACAUCAAACAUAGUUCCUGGUCUGAGUAACCUGUACCUAUCAGUGUUGUAAGCAGACAGGCAAGUUAUGAGCACCAUGGCCUUUCAGUCUUUGGAAUCUGCACCACCUCUCAGCAAUGUCACAACUGAUCCGAGUGUUCAAGGCCAUUUUCAUACCUUUCUUCUGUUCUUUUUUUUAAUAGUGCAAGCACCAGGCUCAGCCAGCAAGUGUUUGUCUGGGGGAAAACAACUUCUG